GUUUAGUUUGGUGCUACAAGUCAACAACCGGUAACAACACAACUCUGCCCGAGUAGGGUGUCGAACCUCGAGCCCCCUUCUAGGUAGCCAAGACAAGCCAAGUUCAAGCGCAUAAACUCUAACUUCUUUGAUAAGAAGGUAUAAACAUUUUAGAACAACAACAAAGACGUGUAUUCACUAUAGGCUAGUAUUUACUGCAGACAGUUUGGAUUAUAACCUCAUCACAAUGUGGAUUAAAAAUGAAACGUAUGAUUUGGACAACUUCUCAUAUACUACUGAAACUACCCAAACAACUAUGUAUGUGAAUAGUAUUAUAAACGAAAAAAAUGAAAAUUUCCUCAAGACAAGAUUUUUCAUCUCUGUAUGUUUGCUUUGCUUGGGGCUCUUCGGAAAUUAUUUCAUUUUCCUUGUUUUAAAAGGAGUUCAAAGCCUGACAUCGAUACUGGCUAUCUACAUGGCAGUAUUUGAUACUCUCUCCUUGUUGAGCAAAGUCUAUAGCUAUGGCUUGGAAUACUAUAAGACGUACAAUUAUGGCUAUUUCUAUUGUGUAACCUGGUAUAUACCGACAAUAAUUUUCGGAUCGACUACAAACUGGACUUUAGUUUUGAUAUGCAUUGAACGUUUUAUUUCCAUAUUUUUUCCUUUUCACCACCGAUCUUUUGUUUCAACAAGAAGAGUACACGUUACCAUGGCAACAGUAUUAUGUAUUUUCGUGGUAUAUUCAGUUGUACUCAAUUUUAUGACGAUCGCUUACAGCGACUCACCGAAGCAAUGUGUCCUUAUGAACGUGUCUAGUUCCAAAUUUAAUACUAUAAUAAAUUGUGUUGCAUUUGCAGGGCCCAGUUUACUAAUCACAACAUUUACAUUGUUAGUCAUCUUCAAGCUGAAAUUUUCGAAACGAAAUUUUGGACGAGAACAAAAAUCCAACAGCCGUCAACAGUUAGAGAGCUCACUUAGUCGGCUCAUGCUCAGCUCGGCCAUUUUAUUCAUGAUCCUCACCUUGCCAGGGACACUUUACUACUGCCUUAUUAGUCCUGCACUUGAUUCUAGGAAGGAUGACCCAGUCAUUGACAUUGUACUCUUUCUCCUGUCGGAUGUAUCCAACAUUCUUAAUUUUGUUGUCUAUUUAAUAUUUGUUAAAGCAUUUAGAAGCAAAUUUCUCCAAAUAAUUGCAAGAAAAUAAAGGCAACUGUGACAAAAGCGCUGAGUGGUAAAAACUGGUUGACUUCUUUUCCUGACUCGAGCUGAGGUGGGAUUUUUUUUUGUCUGCUUAGUGCCUAAAGCACGGGCAUCCUCUCCAUUAUAUUCAUUCUACCCUCUGGCCCACACAAGAUUUUGGACACAAUGUCAUGAGCAUACUAUAAGCAUGAAAUCUACGCUAUACAGAAAAAAAAACAACAAGAAAUUAUAUUCAGCUUCUAAACAUUUUAGUAUAUUUGGAAACACUAGUAUUUUUAAGUUUUGAGAUCUCUAUGUCAAAGCUGUCACAGAUUUAUUGAAUUCUUUUACGAAGUUGUCACAGACUUACUGAAUUCUGAUACGAGCUGUCACAGACUUACUGAAUUCUGAUACGAGCUGUCACAGACUUAUUGAAUUCCAAGUUAAGUUAGAUUUGUAAUGCCACUUGCUCUUGAUUUUUUUGUAUGGAGGCAUUGUUGGCCUCCUUCAGUCGUAGAUUAUGGUUCAUCUUUUUAAAAUGAAUGAAAUAAAAGCAUGGGCGUCGGCUAGGGCACCGUAUAUACCAUCAUUUCCUCUCCAGGCAGAUGAUGUGUCCAACGAACGGCCAAUAGUCAAUACAAUUUUGAAUCUGAAAGUGCAUAACGAUAGAGAUUUUCUCCAAGGCUUUUGGAAGAGAGGAUCUGAGCAUCUGAAUAGCUUACGUGGAGUUCCAUUAUGAAGACGUUUAUAAAUGUGGUAGGAUUUCAAUAGCAGCACAUACAUUUCAUUGCGGCGCUGCAAGGGGUAGAAUGUGGCUGCUGAAAACAUUUAAUUAUAAACAAAGUCUGUUGUAAACAUUUUUGUAAUGUAUAUAUCAUGCAGCGUUUCUCUAUCUUAGACUAGUGGUACUACCCAGACCCCAAAAAAAAAAAUACGUUCGCUCUCUGGUGAACGCUGUAAGGUGUCAAAGACAACAGGGUUUUGUUGUUUUUUUUAAUUUUAGAAAUUCCCUCCCCUUGGGUCUAGAAUGAAGUAUUUCUUGCAGAUAAGUUUGAGUUGUUCGUUAAAGUCAAAUUUAAAAGGGAAACACAGAGAAGCACCUAUAUAUGUUAAUGGUAAAUGGGAGGGGGGGGGCGCCCAUAAAGUACCUUGUCCCGGGCGCACGUUUGGCUCACUACGAUUCUGGAGGGACCAUUAUUGAAAUAGAACAGACAGGUACGAGAGCGGGUACGAUUGGCAUGUGCUUGAUGGUCUAAGAUCAUCCUCGUAGCAAGAUGUCUUGUAGCGGGCCUGUUUUGUUUUCAUGCAAAAGACGUCAACAGAACAAUACAUUCUUUGACAUUAGACCGUUCAGAUAAAAGAUACUCAGUUGGACUCUAGAAUCCCAUUAGUGAAGAAUGUUGGGAUGUUUCAAAAGAACUUCUUGAAUCGAAACUUUUUUCUUGGCACUUUCCUCAAAACAACAUGAAAGAUUCUACUUUCAAAUGAUAUACAACGCAACGUUAUUUAAUAAUGAAAACUUUUGAAACGUCGGUAUUAAUGCCAUUUUAUAUGUCAACAAUUACAUUCCAAAGUCAAGACAUUUUUGUUCUUAAAAACAAAAAGACCAACUAGUCACCACGUCACGUCCUCUAGAGGGGCGUGAAAAAAAAUAUUAAAGAACCGCUUGUAUAUUAAUUUCCUUGCCGAAUCCCUACAUUUUUAAAUGUCGCAAACUGUAAACCAAUGUCGUAUUGCGUUAAUUGAUUUGUAUUAAUGAAAACACGAUAACUAUAACGAUAAUUUAAAAAUACGGUACUCUCUAUAGCCUCCUUCAGUCGCGAAGUGACUAUGAAUCAUCUCAUGGAAAUAAGAUGAAUGCCUGGACAUUAGCUGUUGUCUGAACUAUGUCGCCCAUACAUGAGUCCCUCUCCACGAAGCUGAUGUAUCCGAAGGAGUUUUCCUUCUAACGGGCCCCUCCUGUCCGAAGCUUAUUGGUUAAGGCGCCAGUUACCCCUUCUUCAGUAGUGAGA
Biomphalaria glabrata is the source of this 3170-nucleotide messenger RNA. Its product is annotated as probable G-protein coupled receptor B0563.6. Gene Ontology annotation, cellular component: plasma membrane. The transcript has 2 exons. Gene Ontology annotation, biological process: G protein-coupled receptor signaling pathway. The record is from RefSeq and is a predicted model, not a curated record. Lineage: Eukaryota; Metazoa; Mollusca; Gastropoda; Planorbidae. Gene Ontology annotation, molecular function: G protein-coupled receptor activity. The coding region runs from base 227 to 1183 and encodes 318 amino acids.